This is a messenger RNA of Pectinophora gossypiella (pink bollworm), 5836 nucleotides long. It is a transcript of the gene Gcy, whose product is annotated as atrial natriuretic peptide receptor 1. Gene Ontology annotation, cellular component: membrane. Gene Ontology annotation, molecular function: peptide receptor activity; ATP binding; guanylate cyclase activity. The transcript is spliced from 20 exons. The coding region runs from base 429 to 4775 and encodes 1448 amino acids. The record is from RefSeq and is a predicted model, not a curated record. Gene Ontology annotation, biological process: receptor guanylyl cyclase signaling pathway; cGMP biosynthetic process; protein phosphorylation. NCBI's taxonomy places the organism in Eukaryota, Metazoa, Arthropoda, Insecta, Lepidoptera, Gelechiidae.
UCGGCGCUCACCGCUCGCCUCGCUCAGACGCUCAGUAUCCUCAUCGGCGCGGUAGGGGGCGUACACGUCACCUUUAUGUUUGCGCGGGAAAUUGUUCUCAGUCGACGUAUUUCGCGAGUGUUCCGAAUAUUAAAUAUAAAACCAGUUUAACAAUUUUUGAACUGAAUAAAGUGCUGUUGUUUUAAGUCUAAAAGUGCGCUAACAGUAUUUAGUAACUCCAACAAGUGUUAAUUGUGCAACAGUGUUAGUUGUAAAUUCUGUGUCGAAUUUAGAGUUUUCUGAAUUCGUCGAGUUCGAUGUAAAUUAAAAAAAACUUCUAAAAUUGGAUAUUACGAAUGCGAUGAUCGUUGUUUUUGGAGACCAUUACUCGCUACACAAUAAUGUAUCGGUGAAGUGAGCCUAACAAAAUGAGAUAAAUCGAUGAAACAAUGUUAAAUGAGAUCGUUUAUGCGAUUCUCCCAUCAGAUUUUGAAAGGACAUUAAAGUACAAGAAGAGAACGUAUGAGAACAGAGCUUAUAUUAGAAAAAGACGAGAUAAAAAGUCCACUUCAACGAGGGCCACACAAAAUGAUAACAAGAAGUUCGAUACACUUUUGGACAAUGCUAAAACACACGAGGUUAAAAAGAAGUCACUGAAGGCUGUAGAAAUACCAAUGUUAAUAUCAUUCCUCUUUUUCUAUGUAUAUUUUAUAAAUGUGAUAAUUACGUGUGAUGUUAGUGUUAAUGAUGUAAAUAUAAAAACAUACAAAGAACAAGGAUCGUACAGAAUACAAGAAUACGUAAGGAACAAUCCAAGGUUAUGGCACAGUCGUAUACAUGAAGAUAAAAUCCUAAAAAAAACUCCGCGCAUAAGUCGGUCAUCAAAAAGAAAUGCAGAUGACGAUGAUAAAAAUGAAAAAUACACGGAUGACCAGGAUUUUAAUAAAUAUUACGAUGAUUAUAAGACUAAAGACGAUAUUGUUAAUAAUGUUACUGAACACCCGCAAUUCAGUAAUCUAAAUAUUAUGAUUGAUGAUUCUAAUGCCAUAGGAUAUCCACAUGAUUUGGCUUCGAGUCCAUUUUCCGUAAAGAAGAUAAACUUUAAUUUGAGAUCUAAAACACAUGAAUUUAAGGACAAGAUAGUCAAACUCGGUGUAUUGUUAUCCGCGUCGCCAGAGCAAGUCUUCUCUUUAGUGAAAGUAUUGCCGAUAUUGGAAAUGGCAGUGCCUGCAGUGACGAGACCAGACGGACCACUACCCGGCUGGAAAAUACUUGUGGAUUAUCGGGAUACUGACUGUUCAUCUACUAACGGGCCUUUGGCUGCAUUUGAGUUCUAUGUCAAUGGCUCUGCGGACGCAUUCAUUGGACCUGGCUGUGAAUACGUCAUAGCUCCUGUAGCAAGAUAUGCUGGUCUCUGGGGCAUACCAGUGUUCACGGCGGGGGCUCAAGCAGAAGCUUUCUACCAUAAGUCUCAAUACCUUACACUGACUAGAAUGAUGGGAAGCUACACACAAGCGGGAUUCGUCGUUCGGAAAGUCUUCGAGGAAUUUAACUGGCGUCGGAUCGGCAUGCUAUAUCACAACAACAACCCAUCGUCGGGUAAAGGCAAUAGCUUGUGUUACAUGAGCCUCAGCGCGAUGUUCUCAGUCCUCAGGAAGAAGAAUUCUUGGGAAUCAAUACCAAACUUUCCUUUUGACGAAGAUAACACCACCGUUCCUAUAUUGAAGGAGUUGCUUCAGAAAUUGUCUUUGAGUUCUAGAAUUGUCGUGUUGUGUGCGAAUCCUAAGACUGUGAGAAAUAUUAUGCUGGCUGCGGACGAACUCAAUAUGGUUUCCUCGGGGGAAUACGUCUUCUUCAACAUUGAACUGUUUUCUAAUUUGGCUUCGGCUUCGUCUAAGGAACCAUGGAAGCUAGAAGGCGACACCGAUGAACAGAACGAGAGAGCAAGAAGAGCUUACAGCGCUGUGCUGACUGUCACCAGUCCUGCUCCGGAAAAGAAAGAAUAUCUCGAGUUUUCUGAUCAGGUUAAACAGUUGGCGGCUACAAAAUACAACUAUACGUUUGGUAAAGGCGAGGUGGUGUCUACAUUCGUGGCUGCAUUCUACGAUGCUGUGUUACUGUAUGCGUUAGCUCUCAACGACACAUUACAACAAUCGGAAGACCCUGGGGGCCAGCUGGACGGGGCUCAGCUCAUCAAGAACAUGUGGGGCAGAACCUUCCAAGGCAUAACGGGUGAAGUGGUAAUCGAUAAGAACGGCGACCGCGUGGCAUCAUAUUCACUUCUAGACAUGAACCCUCUCACCAGCAAAUUUGAGGUAGUAGCGACGUACGUGGCAGCUAACUCAUCACUGCAGUUCAUCAAAGACCGUCCCAUUCACUGGGCCGGCGGGAGGCUCACGCCGCCCCCGGACACACCUGAAUGCGGUUUCGACGGCUCCCUGUGUCCCGACAACUCGUUACCAGUCUACGCGAUACUGAGCAUAGUAUUGAGUUCUGUUGUAGUGAUUUUGGCAAUACUAUCGGUUUUCAUUUACAGACAUUACAAACUGGAAGCCGAGAUAGCAAUGAUGACGUGGCGAGUGAGCUGGAGCGACGUGUUACAACCGGGCGGUCGAUUGAGGGGCAGCAUGCAUUCGCUCGCUCGACGAUACAGUACCGGGACGGCGUACUCAGACGAGGCAACAUCUUUGGCGGGGGACAGACAGGUUUACGCCCCUUGCGGUUUCUAUAAAGGCUGUCGCGUUGCUAUCAAGAAGGUGGACAAACAGCGAAUUGAUUUAACCCGGCCACUGCUUCUGGAACUCAAGAAGAUGAAAGAUUUGGAACACGAUCAUUUGGCGAGGUUUUACGGCGCGUGUGUGGAUCCGCCUCAUUGCUGCUUGCUAACGGAAUACUGUCCCAAAGGAUCAUUGCAGGAUAUCUUGGAGAACGAACAAAUAAAGCUAGACUGGAUGUUCAAAGUUAGCCUCAUGCAUGAUAUUGUGAGGGGUAUGCAUUAUCUACAUGGCACGGAUAUACGAUCCCAUGGGGCGUUAAAAUCAAGUAAUUGCGUCGUUGAUUCCCGCUUUGUUUUGAAGAUAACCGAUUUUGGCAUACACGCCCUCCGCACUUCAGAGAAGGACGCCCGGGCUCAUAGCUAUUGGACACGGCUACUAUGGACCGCACCGGAGCUACUCCGCAUGACAGACCCUCCGCCAGAAGGUACACAGAAAGGCGACGUGUAUUCCUUCGGCAUCAUCAUGCAUGAGAUUGUCAAUAGGCAAGGCGCGUUCUGGCUCGGACCUGGCAUUGAAAUGGCGCCGAAAGAGAUAAUCGAAACGGUCAUAGCGAGUGGGUUGCGACCCAACACGUCUCACCACCGGUCCAGCGAGGCAGACGACGCCACCGAGCUGAUGCGCCGCUGCUGGGCCGAGGAGUCUGCCGAGCGCCCAGACUUCGGACACUUAAAGGGAGCCAUACGCCGUCUCAACAAGACCCAAGAAAGCAGUAAUAUCCUGGAUAAUUUACUUUCACGUAUGGAGCAGUACGCUAAUAAUUUGGAGUCUUUAGUUAGUGAGCGCACGCAAGACUAUUUGGAAGAAAAGAAAAAAUGCGAAGAGCUGCUUUAUCAAUUACUACCCAAGUCCGUGGCCUCGCAACUGAUCAACGGCCAAUCCGUUGUAGCUGAAACGUUUGAGCAGGUCACCAUAUAUUUCUCGGAUAUCGUUGGCUUCACUGCUCUCUCCGCUACUUCGACGCCGAUGCAAGUUGUAGACCUCCUUAACGAUCUCUACACUUGUUUUGAUUCAAUAGUCGAAAACUAUGACGUUUACAAGGUGGAGACUAUAGGCGACGCGUACAUGGUGGUGUCUGGGCUGCCGGAGCGCAACGGGACGAGACACGCAUGCGAGGUGGCCCGCAUGUCCUUAGCGCUGCUCGACGCUGUGCGUCGGUUCCGCAUCAGGCACCGGCCCCAUGACCAGCUCAAGCUUCGGAUCGGAUUGCAUACUGGUCCCUGCGUCGCUGGUGUGGUCGGACUCAAGAUGCCUCGCUACUGUCUCUUCGGUGACACGGUGAACACGGCGUCGCGUAUGGAAUCCAACGGGGAAGCUCUCAAAAUCCACGUCUCUCCCACCACCAAGGAAUUGCUGGAUUCCUUUGGAACUUUCCAUUUGGAAUGUAGAGGAGAGGUUGCAAUGAAGGGUAAAGGAAUUCUAGUCACGUAUUGGUUAUUAGGCGAAAAAAUCGACCCAAAUGCUUCUAAAGAAAGACCUUAUUUAGCAAAAAGUCAAACUUCGUCAGUUGAAAUCGGAUCGUUGUCGCACUUAACUCCGUUCCGAAGUCGGUUGGACCAGGGAUCUAGGUCGUCAAGCCGCCGAGGUUCAGGAAUAUUCGCGCAGAAAUCUACAGAUGUCGUUAAAUUAGAAAAAGAAGCUCAACCAUUGCUACAAAAUUUAAAGAUCCAAAGGCAACAUUCUGAUCCUACCGAACCAUCGCAUUCAGUAUCCAACGGAAUGCAGGAUUUGGCGGAUACAGACAAACUAAGUAUGUCAAAUUCCAUCUCACUGAAUGUACAUUCUUUGAACCAUUCCUCAGUAACUCAGGGCAGUCAACCGAAGGUGAAGCUUAAGGAUUGCCAGGUGAACUCGAUGGGAAAUCACAAGUCCAAUAAAAUAGGCAAUAAUAAUUGGAUUCCAAAGAUACCGACCGCCAGCUCGUUCGACAAUGGAUCCAAGAAAAAUAACGAACGUUUGAAAGACUACAGCAGCGUCCCAUUGCUCUCAAAAGCUGACACGCCAAAUGAUUCAAUAGUUUAAAGUCACAUAUUCUGCAAUGAAAGGGUCUGGUGACACAAAGGUUUGGCACAGAAUAUUUCUUUCCUACAAAAUUUCGUAUCGGUGGUGUAACUUCUACGAUACAUUAAAUGGAAAAUGUCAGUGUUUGAUGUUAGUAAAUUUUAUUGUACCUAUCUCAAUCCUCGACAAAAUAGUUGUCGUUUCUCCGCACUGUGUACCAUUCCUGACAUUCCUAAGAGGAGCUUCAUUGUUUAAGACUAUCCUGCCAUGAGUGUGAUACUUUUUGAUAGAGUCUUCAAAUUGGGCAUCGAAGUUAUGGCAUUCGAUUAGGCUGGCUCUUUUAAAAUAUUGGUCUAUGUUAAAGUACUUAAGAAUAGUAUUUAUUAAUGUAUCAGUGAUGAGACUAGGUUGUAUAUAAAGUACUUAAGUGUUUAUUUAUUGUAAAUAAUAUGUCUGUUAUAUUAAAAUCACUAGACAUUGAUUGCACGAGAAAAAUAUAAAGGUAUACCUACUGUACACAUAAAUUAACAUUCAAAUGAAAUGUCUAUUUUCGAUGCGAUUUAGUAUUCAAUGUAUUACCUACUGACAGUUACUUGGUGGUUAAAGAAUUUAACAACUUACUUGUAAGAUAGCGCUAUUACUUGUGCAUUUAUCUAUUACAUUACGUCACGUAUUACAUAGCAGACGUGGUCGAUUUACUUGUAUGUUACACCUCUACACGUUCUAGACUAGUACGAGUAUUUCACAAUAUUUAAAUAUCGAUGUACCGUUAUACCUGCUACAGAUAUAAUAUUUAAUGUCGUUGAUCAUUGUGAAUUUUAAUAGCGCUUUUAGGAAUACCAAUAUUAUAUUUUGAAUAGAUGUUACGUGAUGAAAAAAUAUCAAUAAUGUUCAGUAUUUACUGUUACAAGUCAUAUUCAAAGUUAUAACGGUGUUAAAUAGAAACUUUGAUUAGUUCUAAAUGGUUGUUGUGAUCUUUCUGAUUGUAAGUUAUAAAAGUACUAUAAAUGUAUGUAGCAAAAAUAUGAUGAAAAUAAAUGUUUGAAAAACAUUAUAGCAAAUAUAAAGAGUGAGAAUAGAAA